AUGGUAAUACUGAUCAUAACUGGUGUUGCAGUGGGUGUAACCGUUGGAAGAAAAUCAAAUAUAAGCACAGAUGAUGGUACUACUGAACUUUCAACGACAACUACAACCAAACGUCCAGAUCCGGAAUGUCUAUUGUCAACAUGGAAUGACAACGGCACUACCAUCGCUGGUUCUGAAGACGGAAUUCAUGGCGAUUCGCUUAAUCUACUCUACAAACCACGUGAUCUAGUAAUAGAUAAUAAUAACGAUAUCUACAUUUCUGACACACUGAACAGUCGUCUAAUAAGAUACACAUCGAAUGCUGUUGAAGGAUAUCCUAUCUUGAACCGUUUAAGCAUACGAGGAAUUGCUUUGAGUGCAGACGAACAAGCCAUUUAUCUGUCCACCUUUGCAUUCCAUAUAGAGCGUAUUGAACGAAUUAACAAGAACGGAUCAGGUGUAAGUACUGUAAUCGUACCAACGGAAGUUUUUAGCGUUUGUUAUAGUCUCGUUGUUCGACUAGAAAAUACUUACAUUUGUGACACAAAUAAUAAUCGAGUGAUUUUAUGGUUUAACUCUAAUUCAAGUUUUGAUGUGGUUGCUGGCGGAAAUGGAUUUGGAACUGAUUCUGAGCAUCUGCAAGCACCUGAGGGAAUAUUUGUUGAUGAUGAUCUAAAUAUUUACGUCGCUGAUACACGUAAUCAUAGGAUACAACUUUGGAAAAAAGGAACAUCAAAAGGAAUAACCGUCGCUGGAAAUCCUCUCUCACUUGCUGGAUCUGGUCUUGGAGAACUGAGUUCCCCGAGAGCAGUUAUUAUUGAUAGCCGUGGUACAAUGUUUAUUGCUGACGCUGGUAACCAUCGAAUUUUGCAAUGGUUUAAAGACGAGACUCAAGCAAGAUCAAUACUUGUAGGAAGUACUGGCACAUUUGGAUUAAAUCCGAAUCAAUUGAACAAUCCUACAAGUUUAAAGUUUGAUACUAAGGGAAAUCUCGUUGUGGUGGAUAGUGACAAUAAUCGCGUACAAAAGUAUUUAGUUGAUAACAGUCAAUGUUAA
Messenger RNA from Adineta steineri, 1035 nucleotides. The record is from the annotation of a GenBank genome assembly. NCBI's taxonomy places the organism in Eukaryota, Metazoa, Rotifera, Eurotatoria, Adinetida, Adinetidae.